AUGAUGUCCCUCGCUCAAGCAUUCUUCUUCGUCCCCAUCGUGCUGGUGGGAUAUCUCACCCUCAAAACCAUCUACCGCCUCUACCUCCACCCCCUCUCCCGUUACCCAGGCCCCAAACUCGCCGCCUCAACCCACCUCGUCGAACACUACCACGAACUCUUCAACGGCCCCGGCGGCCAAUUCUCCCAACAAUACCGCCAAUGGCACGAUACCUACGGCCCUAUCGUCCGCAUAACGCCCAACGAACUGCACAUUCGUGAUGCCACCUUUUACGAAACAUUAUACUCCCCAGCCCGUCCCGUCCGCAAGGUCAAAAAUUUCGGGUAUCGCUUCAAUAACGAACACACCGCCUUCGGCGCCGAAGAUCACGCUCUGUGGAAGGAGAGGAGAAGGCAGUUGGAUCCUUUCUUUAGUAGGAAGAGGAUCGGGAAUUAUGUCCCUAAUAUGCAGAUGAAGAUGAAUCUCUUGAUGAAGAGGCUGGGGCAGGAGUAUGUAGGGAAGGUAUUGAGUGUGACGAGGAUGUGGGAGUGUUUUGCUGCGGAUAAUGUUGUGAGUUUUGCGUUUGAUCGGCAUUAUGAUUUUUUGAAGAGUCCCGGGUUUGUGAGUGAUGUUAAUGAAGCGGUGGCGAAUAUGACGGGUUUGACGCAUUGGAUGAGUUUUGAUGCUGUGGCGGUUGUGGUGAGGAGUUUGCCGGUGGGCUUGGUGGUGAGGUUAGUGCCUGGAUUGAGGCCGGUCUUUGAGUUUUGGGAGGCGCAGGAGAAGCAGAUUAAGGAAGUGCUUGACAACUAUGCCAACGGGGAGAAGAUGGGUGAUACGUUGUUCAGCUCGUUGCUUGAGAAUGGCCUGGCCGAUAGGGAGAAGCAUUUGAUCUUCGAGAGGUUGCAGUCUGAGGCGAAAUCGAUCGUUGGCGCCGGAUCGGAGACGACAGCACGAUCAUUGUCGCUCGCCACUUUUCACAUACUUGACCAGCCAGACAUACACCAGAGGCUGCGGGAAGAGCUGACGAAUGCUAUACCUGAUGCCACCGUGAUGCCGAACUGGAACCAGCUCAGCCAAUUGCCAUAUCUGUCUGCAUGUAUUGAGGAGACACUCCGACUUUCGUACGGGGUAUCUGAACGGCGAGCUCGAGCUUACGACGGAGGCGCUCUGCUGUACCGUGACGGCAAGCAGGAGUGGGCAAUACCGCCAGGAACAUUCGUGUCGAUGGACAAUUACGAUGUCUCGCACGACGAGUCCAUCUUCCCAGACUCCUUCAGCUACAUACCGGAGCGCUGGCUCGGCAACCCCAAAGCACCGGACGGAAAGCUUUUGAACCGAUACAUGGUGGCCUUUGGGAAGGGCGCAAGAAGCUGUGUAGGAUUGCAGCUCGCGUAUGCUCAGCUGUACGGCGGGCUGGCGAACUUCUUUCGAUCGGAGCUGUCAGAGCGAGCGGAGAUUCAUGAGAGCAGUAAGGCUGAUCUUGAGAUGGCGAUGUGUAUGUUCGUUCCUAGGCCAGAGCCAGGGACCAAAGGCGUGAGAGUCUUACUUCAUGGGAAGGCUCAGACUGUCGACAAGGAGUAA
Fulvia fulva is the source of this 1560-nucleotide messenger RNA. Its product is annotated as Cytochrome P450 monooxygenase orf4. The transcript has 2 exons. Bases 1 to 1560 code for a protein of 519 amino acids. Gene Ontology annotation, molecular function: monooxygenase activity; iron ion binding; oxidoreductase activity, acting on paired donors, with incorporation or reduction of molecular oxygen. The record is from RefSeq and is a predicted model, not a curated record. Lineage: Eukaryota; Fungi; Ascomycota; Dothideomycetes; Mycosphaerellales; Mycosphaerellaceae.